Messenger RNA from Patella vulgata (common limpet), 944 nucleotides. Its product is annotated as NADH dehydrogenase [ubiquinone] 1 alpha subcomplex assembly factor 4. Bases 128 to 748 code for a protein of 206 amino acids. The record is from RefSeq and is a predicted model, not a curated record. The transcript is spliced from 3 exons. Lineage: Eukaryota; Metazoa; Mollusca; Gastropoda; Patellidae. Gene Ontology annotation, cellular component: mitochondrion. Gene Ontology annotation, biological process: mitochondrial respiratory chain complex I assembly.
UCCCUUACCCCAAGGUUAAAGCAAAGAAUUAGAAUAGAAAGCAUGUCUCCGUAACAGUGUUUAACGUUAACAGUUUUAAACAUAGUUAUGUAAUUUAAAGGACACAAAUUAAUUUAAUAACAUAAUAAUGGGGAAGGCGUGGUCUUCAGUUCGACGAUAUGCAAGAAACUUCAACGCCGAAAACCGAGCUCAAAAAGCAAUAGAAAAACGAGAAAAACAAAAAGUUGUUGCUCCUCGACAUCAAAGCACACAAAAUUUACUGAAAAAUUUUAGUGAAGAACACCCAGAAUAUCUAAAUGAACAACAGAGGAAAAAUGAGAAACUGCUACAUAACUUGAAAGACCUAAAAGUUGAUUCAUUUGGCCCACCACCUGAGAUUCGGUAUACAAGACCAUUUCCAGCAAGUAGAGAAAAUCCUACAACACCUGAAUAUGGAGUGCAAGAACCUAAAAUAAUACCUGUUGGUAAAGUUAGUAUAAAACAAGCCAUAGAAAUAAUUACCAAUCAUCGAGUGUCACCAACAGAACAUUCGUCAAAAACUAUUGCUAAACAAUACAAGUUACAGGAACCAAUAGUUGAACAAGUAUUAAGACAUUUUCAGACAUUAAAUAUGCAUAUACCCAAGGAAGUUUUUCAACAAGAUAAAACACUAUUAGGAAAGCUUAAAACUUUGCCGUUAAAGAAAAAGGUAGAAGAACUACCCAAGGAUUCUUUCUAUCCUCUCCCUAGUGGCAAGAAAAGUGAAUAGUUUUUUUUGGGGAUAGAGGUCUGAAAUAGUACCAGAUAUUUUCAACUUGUGCUGGACAUGUAUUAAUAACAUCAAAAAAACAUAACACGUGCCAGAGGUAUUGUGCCAGACAUUGUCUGUGACAGGUGACUUAUUUCUAGGCAUGUUAACUAUGUUUGUGUGAAUCAAUAUUGUAAUAAAUUAUUCAAAGCUGUUA